Molecule: messenger RNA, 1211 nt
Organism: Radiomyces spectabilis
Lineage: Eukaryota; Fungi; Mucoromycota; Mucoromycetes; Mucorales; Radiomycetaceae
Product: high mobility group box domain-containing protein
Exons: 5
Coding region: 183-854 (223 amino acids)
Biological process (GO): regulation of transcription by RNA polymerase II
Molecular function (GO): DNA binding, bending
Source: RefSeq, a predicted model, not a curated record
AAAAGAGCGAUUGAAAUAAGGAUUACGACUGUCCAGGAAAAGAAAAAAAAAAUAAUAAAAAAAAAUAAAAAUAAAACGGUUUCCCGAAGGAAAAAGAAACCAAAAAUAAAAAAAAGUUUUCUUUUCGGUCUUUCUUCCAUUCUACCUCUUUUUAUUCUUUUAACUACUUGUUGCUAUUUACCAUGCUCUCCACGAGCGCCAACCCAACCGCCACCACUUCGUCACCCUCCCACAGCCCGGAUAUCAACACCAAAUACAGGGAGCUUAAAAGACGUAUCCGAGAUAUCGAAGGCGAAAACGAUGCACUCCAUGUUCGCAUUCACAAGGCACAAAAGAACAUUAAACUGCUCAAACUUGAACGAUCGCUAUUACUCGAUAGAUUGGAAACGAUGCACGUGUCCCCAGCAAGCCUUCAUGAUAACAUGAUGCAUGACGAUACAAUGGAUUUGCAUCUUAAAUCAUCUGCAGGGACCAAAUUACCGAAAAAGAAAAAGGAUCCUAAUGCACCCAAAGGCCCGGGCAACGUCUUUUUCCUUUUCUGUCGAUUAGAAAGAGAUAAGAUCAAGGAUGAAAACCCGCAGGAAAAUCUGGGAGAAGUGACCAAGAUCCUUGGUCAAAAAUGGAAAGCCAUGACCAAGGAAGAGAAACAGAAAUACUACGACAUGUACAAGAAAGAAAUGGAUGAAUAUGAGGAAGCCAUGAAAAAGUACAACGAUCAAUCCGCACCCUCCACCACCGAAAAACCGGCAACAGAAUCUUUUGUCGCAGAACAUGAUGCCAUCAUAGAUGAUGACCCUCUCGAGUAUUCGCAAGCCUCCACACCUCAACACACCGACGAUCACGAUACAUUGUAAACGGAAACCCGCACCUUCGGUUUCGACUGCGUCUUUUAUUAUUGUAUUUAAAACCAAUUUGCUUCUUACAUUUACUUGUCAAAAAUCUAUUUAUUCCACAUACACCUUACAAAAUCGCACUUGAUGGUCCUAUCCACAAAAAUGCACACUCUGCUUCGGCAUCCUGUAUCCCUCGAAAACCACAACUUUAGGUUCCCCCUCCCCUACUAUAAUGAAUAAUACACCUUUUAGAAAGCUAUAGAAUUGGUGGUUCACAAUAUCAAUGGAUGCGCCCUGACAUAUAUCUUUGGAGCAUUGACGGAUAAAAAUCAUUGAUAAUGUUGGCGCAGUGUCGACUUGCUGUAAAAAGAUGGACCA